This is a messenger RNA of Lymnaea stagnalis (great pond snail), 3225 nucleotides long. Lineage: Eukaryota; Metazoa; Mollusca; Gastropoda; Lymnaeidae. The record is from the annotation of a GenBank genome assembly.
AGGCAAUAGAAAUCGGGUGAAGAAGCUGCUCAAGGAAUGGGGAAAGUACGGCGGAACCCUAACACGAGCCUUGUCAGAGGCGGCGAAGCAUGACAGGAAGAACAUCGUCAGUUAUUUAUUGAAGCGUAUGGACGUCGACCGCAUCAACUCAGCGGGGCGGACAGCUUUGAUAGAGACAGUUUUAGCCGGGCACGUGGGAGGAGCUGCGCUGCUGUUGGAGUGUAACGCCGACCCCAAUGUCUGCGAUUCUGUAACUGGAAACAGUCCGCUCAUUUUGGCGACUGAGUGCGGCAACUGUGAGAUGGUUGGCAUCUUGAUAACAAGGGGAGCGAAUCCGAAUUACAUAAACCCCAACAGAGGGAUGAGCGCUCUGAUGCUGGCGUGCCAACAAGGCCACCAGACGGUGGUGGAGACGCUGUGCAAUCUGCCGUCGUGUGAUGUGGAGCUCCUGAACGCCAAACGGCAGAAUUCCCUCAUGUUCGCGUGCACAUACGGCAGCGAAGGCGUCGUGGCUUUGCUGUUGGAUAAGGGCUGCCUGCUAGAUGUCGCGGACGACGAUGGCGCAACGGCUUUCCUUAAGGCAGCAGCGCACGGCCACCUUGGCAUUAUAAGGCAGUUGGUCAACAAAGGAUGCGGGACGGACGUCGUGGAUAAAGCAGGUCGAAACGCCCUAAGCUUGGCUCUCGCCAGCCAACACACGGAAGUCGUGGAGUUCUUCAGGACGGCGUCGGGUACGGAACAUCAGAAUCUCCCUGUGCACGUAGAGCGUAUCAAGGCAAAUAAUUGUGAUUCCUUGAAUGGAAGGCAGACCGCUCAAAAUGACGAAGACAAACCUGUAGAAAUUGAUGAGAUAGCGGACAAAAAGGGAGAGGUGGAUGGGGUUAUCGAUGACAUGGAAACGACCGAUGUUAAACUGGGCGGCCGGGACAUCAGACCGGUUGUGGUCAACGUGACGUCAUCCAUUAAUGACCCAGCUGGUGCAGAGGAGGAAAUAAAAGAGGCGACUCUUGGACCCAACGAUUGUGGGAAUGAGAGUUGUGAAGAAAAAGAGGCAGACACCACCGACUUGGUGAAUAGAUCCAAAGGUCGGGAACUCUGCAAGGAAUAUCCCAAAGGUAGGUGGUCUCUUUGUUGCGUCGUGGUCAAAUGUUAUCUUUGCCAUUUUGAUUUUUUUUAAAGUUGAAAAGUUUCAAACUCUAAAGAACUCCUCUUUUUUUUUUCUUUUUUUUCACAAUUUUUGCGUGUUUACUUUUUGUCAAAUCUUGUAACUCAAUUUUUCGACCUGUUCCCUUCUUGAAAUUGUACGUUGUUACUCAAUCCCGGUUACAAUCCAACCCUACUUGAUCAGUAGGUCGUCAAUGACAUGACUUACCCUUGCGUGGCCUAGCAAGUCAAAUAUUUUUUAAAAAAUGAGAUUUUAAGACAUCAGAGCGCUGUUAGUAUGCUUAAAUAGCACGGAGACAAGCGCUAUCCAAAUAUGCAAUCAUCAUUUUGCAACUCCAAUUCGACCCACUUCAUAAACUCUUAUUGAGCUGAAUAAAAAAAGAACAUUGCUUUAAUGGGCGCCCCUACCCCCCCCCCCCGCACCUUUAAAAAAACAUAUGGCUAUAACUAAAAAAAAAAAAAAAUUGCUUUUAUGGGCGCCCCCACCCCCCCCCCCCCCGCACCUUUAAAAAAACAUAUGGCUAUAACUACUCUGAAAUGUUGGGGAGCUCUUAUUGUAUUCUUUUUGGUAUAUUUCUUCGGGAAAAGCAUGUUUUUAUUAUGUGUUUGUUUAAUGUACAUUAUAUUAUUUUAUUCAGUAUCAUUUAUGUUUUGUUAUAUGCGUGUCGUAAAAUGUUGAGUUGUUUGUUGAGCUCACACACUUAGCUCCAGUCAUUCAAUAUCGACUUGCUCUGAUGAGCUCACACACUUAGCUCCAGUCAUUCAAUAUCGACUUGCUCUGUUGAGCUCACACACUUAGCUCCAGUCAUUCAAUAUCGACUUGCUCUGAUGAGCUCACACACUUAGCUCCAGUCAUUCAAUAUCGACUUGCUCUGUUGAGCUCACACACUUGGCUCCAGUCAUUCAAUAUCGACUUGCUCUGUUGAGCUCACACACUUGGCUCCAGUCAUUCAAUAUCGACUUGCUCUGUUGAGCUCACACACUUGGCUCCAGUCAUUCAAUAUCGACUUGCUCUGUGGAGCAUCAACCCUCCUACCUAGCUCACACACUUGGCUCCAGUCAUUCAAUAUCGACUUGCUCUAUGGAGCAUCAACCCUCCUACUCUCGACCCCAGAGAAAAAAAUACCUUAAUUUGUGCGAAAACGGAUAAAUCCAGAUAUUUAGCUCAAAAUGCUUUUUUUUUUUUUUUUAUUAUUAAAAAAAAGAACAGUGCAACGGAGCAUGAAAAACUGUUUGCUUGGAGCAGCUGACAAUUUAAACAGCCUUGACUACUUGUCAAAUGCACCCCUUUCCUUCUUUUUAUUUAGCCCAAAAUGGUUUUUUUUUUUUUUUAUUAUUAAAAAAAAGAACAGUGCAACGGAGCAUGAAGAACUGUUUGCUUGGAGCAGCUGACAAUUUAAACAGCCUUGACUACUUGUCAAAUGCACCCCUUUCCUUCUUUUCUGUCAACGCACGUGAUUUUACCACCAUCUGGUGUGACGCGUUUCCAUUUGGUCAAAUCAAAAAAGUACUCUUUGCCAUGGAGUUUUCUACCUCUUUCAAAUGAAUGCCCUACCCUGUUAUUGCUUAAUGCAUACUAUGCACAGACUCUCCCUCCUUCUAUCGCUUCAACAUCACUGUCUAAUCCAUGAGGUGGAUAAAACAAAUUCGCGGACGGGAUGGUGCCCGCGGUCCGUAUUUCGGUGACCAAUGGCUAAACCUUUGAGCUUUCUAUUUUAAAAGUAAACAAAUAGGAGGAAUUAUUGCCUGUGCUUCAAUUUUAUGCUCUUACCCGAUUUUUCAACUUCGACCCAACAAUAUAUCACCCCACAACUUGUUCAAAUAUUUGAUAACCAGCAUACUUUUUGCUUAUUUCCAGCGAGGACCUUCCCGAGGAGAUCAAAGUCCACAUUGACCGAACAGGAGCAUUCAAUGCCUCCCAACACUUUAAAGGCGGGGAGCCAUCUCCCUCCAGUGGACCUCAUUGAUAACCAGGACAUAAAAAAGCCAGUGUCUGCUAAAAGAAAGAAUGGAAAACGCUCAAAUGACAAAAACGAUAAGUACGAUUUAAAAAAAAAAUAA